This is a messenger RNA of Anopheles stephensi (Asian malaria mosquito), 642 nucleotides long. RefSeq lists its product as uncharacterized. The transcript has a single exon. The coding region runs from base 10 to 642 and encodes 210 amino acids. Lineage: Eukaryota; Metazoa; Arthropoda; Insecta; Diptera; Culicidae. The record is from RefSeq and is a predicted model, not a curated record.
UUUGACACAAUGUGUCCCUUACCUUGGUGCAUAAAUUUCACAUCGACAGGCUUUUCGUGCAUUGGGGGGGGCGCUUCUUCACACGCGAUAUCGGCGGUUCGCGGAUGGUGGUUGUGCAUAUCCUUCCGAUCCGUCCUCGACCACACACACACACACACAGCUCUCUGGUCCGCAGGUUUUCACGCAGUCAGCCAAGUGCCGGGUCCGGGUUCAGUCGUGCGUCGGGCAUCGAGUGCACCGCGGGCAAAAGGUGACACAUUGGCCAAGCUGAGUUCGGCCGGGCAGGACCUGUUGGAUGCGUUGGCACGGUUCACCUACUUCGAUCGCUGGUCGGACGAGCAGCGGCGGGACUGCUGCCACCGGGCACAGAUCCGUCAGUUCGAACCGGACCAGACGGUGUUUGUUGAGGGGCAGGCACCCGUCAACUACGCACACUUCAUGCUGAGCGGCGAGUGUGGGUUGCUGCAGUGUCUGAAGCUGCAUUGGCGCCGCGAUCGGCGCACGGGUGCGAAGCGUUACCGGCUGUCCCGGGCCCAACCGACGGAGGAUGAAAUUACGCGGUUCUAUCGACGCCGCCGGCAGCAGACGAUGGAUGCAUCCGGGACGGAGGAACACGUUGAUGUCGCAAGGUAUUUGGGAUGA